Molecule: messenger RNA, 1663 nt
Organism: Toxotes jaculatrix (banded archerfish)
Lineage: Eukaryota; Metazoa; Chordata; Actinopteri; Toxotidae
Product: ceramide synthase-like
Exons: 6
Coding region: 13-891 (292 amino acids)
Biological process (GO): lipid homeostasis; ceramide biosynthetic process
Cellular component (GO): endoplasmic reticulum; membrane
Molecular function (GO): sphingosine N-acyltransferase activity
Source: RefSeq, a predicted model, not a curated record
AACCCAGGAGCCAUGUGGGCCCUCGGCCUCAUCACUGCCGGCUCCGUCUUCUUUCCCGGACUCUUCCUUCUGUCCAAACUGACUCUGAGACAUAUGAUGGGAUGGAGAGACGGGGACGCUGCUGUCAUAUCUACACGCCUGGUGUCGUCCAUCCAGGCCGUCAUGGCCUCGUCAGCCGGAUGGAUCAUCGUCUCAUCCUGCAGGGACGUCAUGGAGGACAGACACUGGCUGACCGACUCCUACAUCCUGUUUGCCACGCCUUACUUUGCCUAUGACAUCUACGCCAUGUUCCUGUGUCACUGCCACAAGCUGCAGGUCAAAGGUCAUGAGGAGGAGGGGGGGCUGAGGGGUGCCAUGUCGGUGGGGGCAGCUGUGGCGGGUUACCUGCGCAGAGAUUUCCUCAUGGUGCUGCAUCACGUCUUCAUGGUGGCCUUCUGCUUCCCCGCCUCGCUGCUGUGGAGGCAGGGCAAAGGUGAUUACUUCCAGGGCGUUUUGUUUCUGGCUGAGCUCAGCACACCGUCCGUCUGUCUGGGGAAAGUCCUGAUCCAGUAUCAGCAGCAGCACACUCUGCUGCACAAAGUCAACGGAGUCCUCAUGCUGCUCACCUUCUUCGGCUGUCGGGUUCUACUCUUCCCUUACCUGUACUACGCCUACAGCAGGUACGCUUCCAUACCAGUUUACUCGGUGCCUCUUGUGGCCCCGUGGCAGUGUAACCUGGGGGCCGCUCUGCUCUGGCCCCUGCAGCUCUACUGGUUUUCACUGAUCUGCAGAGGGGCCCUCCGCCUGUUCAUGAGGGGACGCUCAAAGUCACAGCUGGAGACCUUUAAACCCGAGCAUGGCGGCUGUCUGACCCCGAGCAACGGCUGCACUCUCCACAAGGACGGACACUGACUCUGGAGAUGAAUUUAAAGACAGACAGACAAACAAAAUGUCUGACGUCAACAUGAACCAAAACAAAAGGGACAAACAGGCGACUGAGAAGGAGCCAGAGAAAAGGUGAGAGUUUCCUCUCGUGCUGAAAAAACAGAAUCAGCUUUGAUGAGUUUUAAAUCUACAACGAGUGAAGAGGGAGAACAGUGAGGUGAAGGCCUCAUCAGCCCUGAUCAGCUUCCAAAUGGAGACGGGAAACAAUUCAGAGACGAGUCUCUGAGGUGGAGAACAUGACGAGAGAGAGAGAGAGAGAGAGAGAGCUUUUAUUCUGACAGAGUGAUUACAAAGAAAAAGUCUCAGCGAAGCAUCCAGACAUGAUGAGAACGUUUGAGUCCUCAGAUAUACACGAUAAAGCAGAUUAAACCCAGUGACCCACAGCUGAAGACCAGUUUAAUAAGAACACUGAACACUUUAUUUACAGAAACAAAUUUAACAAAUAGCAUUGAAGUAAAAUACAUUUUAAUGGAACUUUACUUGAAUAUUUCCAUUUUAUGCAACUUUAUUCUUCUGCUGCAGAAAUACUGAGCGUGACUCUGCUGCAUUCAUUAAAGUGCUGAGUGUGGAGGUACGUCUGCCUUGACGUGGGUUUAUUUUGAAACUGUGUUGAAUCUGAUGGAGCUGACUGUGUUUAGGCUUCUCAUCGCCCCCCUGUGGCCACAUUGAGGAACUGCAACCCAACAGGUAAAUCAGUGGUAAACAGAGUUUAUAAUGUGUAUCAAUGUGUACAACUCUU